UGGUGCCUGGACGGACUGGCGACCCCCAGCUCGCGGCCCUGCGAGGCGCCAGGGCCGCACUGGGGGAUGGACAAGGCAAAGAUGGACGAGAAUGAAUGGGGGUACCACGGCGAAGGUAACAAGAGCCUGGUUGUGGCCCACGCGCAGCGUUGUGUGGUGCUGCGUUUCCUGAAGUUCCCUCCCAGCAGGAAGAAGACCUCGGAAGAAAUAUUCCAGCACCUACAGAACAUAGUGGACUUCGGCAAAAAUGUCAUGAAAGAGUUUUUGGGGGAGAACUAUGUUCAUUGUGGGGAGGUCGUUCAGCUGCCUUUAGACUUUGUGAAACAGCUUUGUGUAAAGAUACAGUCUGAAAGACCAGAAUCUCGCUGUGACAAGGACCUGGACACUCUCAGUGGUUACGCGCUGUGCCUUCCCAAUUUAGCCAGACUUCAGACCUACCAUUUUGCUGAGCACCGGCCGAUUCUGUGUGUGGAGAUCAAGCCAAAAUGCGGGUUUAUUCCUUUCUCCAGUGACGUCACGCAUGAGCUGAAGCACAAGGUGUGCCGGUACUGCAUGCACCAGCACCUCAAGGUGGCCACUGGGAAGUGGAAGCAGAUAAGCCGGUACUGUCCCCUCGAUCUCUACUCAGGAAACAAGCAGAGGAUGUACUUCGCCUUAAAAAGUUUGUUGCAAGAGGCACAGAACAACUUAAAGAUCUUCAAGAACGGGGAGCUGAUUUAUGGCUGCAAGGACGCCCGCAGCCCUGCGACCGACUGGAGCGAGCUGGCUCAUCACCUGAAACCAUUCUUUUUCCCAUCCAACGGCCUGGCCAGUGGGCCCCACUGCACGAGGGCUGUGAUCCGGGAGCUGGUGCGCGUCCUCACACGGGUGCUGCUCAGUGGCUCGGACAAGGGCCGGGCCGGCGCCCUGAAGCUGGGGCCUGGGGCUCAGGGCCCAUGUGUCUGUGAAGCCAGCGCUUUCAGCAGGAGUCUGCAUCGCCAAGGAAGCAGCAGCCUGGAGCGCUCGGGGCUGCCGAAGGGCUGUCUUCUGUACAGAGCCCUCCAGGUGCAGAUGUUAGACCUGCUGGACAUCGAAGGGCUCUACCCUCUGUACCGCCGGGUGGAGCAGUACCUGGAGCAGUUUCCUGAGCAGAGAAAAACAUUGCAAGUAGAUGGGCCUUAUGAUGAAGCAUUUUACCAGAAGCUGCUUGAUCUUUCCACUGAGGAUGACGGGACAGUGGCGUUCGCACUGAGGAAGGUGCAGCAGUACCGGGUGGCCAUGACCGCGAAGGACUGCUCCAUCAUGAUUGCGCUGUCCCCGUGUCUGCAGGACGCCAGCUCUGAUCAAAGGCCUGUGGUCCUGUCAUCGAGAUCCAGGUUUGCUUUCUCCGUGUCAGUGCUGGACCUUGACCUGAAGCCCUACGAGAGCAUCCCGCACCAGUACAAGCUGGACGGCAAGAUCGUCAACUACUAUUCGAGGGCCGUGCACGCCAAAGACGCCGACAUGGUGUCCACUCGGCUCAAGGAAAGCAAAGACUGUACAUUAGUUCUCCAUAAGGUCUAGCUGUCCCUGUGGUGUCUCUGGAACUCAAACACAGAAUGUGAAGGUUGAACCAUAGCGCUGUGUGUCGGGUGACUUCUGGCUGUGAAUGUUACUGCUUUCUAACUACUGUUCGAGGGAGCUGCUCUUGGGACACAGAAAGGAGGGACGGUCUCCAGGACUCGGAAUGCCGGGCGAGGCCUGUGGUGCUGUGUCCUGGGGCCUCUCUGGGCAGCUCUCCUUCCCGCCAAGGCCCUGUCUAAUCUCUAAAGCAAAAGCCUUAUUGUGGGACCCAGGUUUGGGUCUCCCACCAGACUCCUAACGCACGAAACUUGAACGGUCACAUGUAUCUCUUAAGGAAACAGGGUCCCACUGGCACCUCCCAGCUGAGUUACCUGGUCACUUUGAAGGCUGGCCCCACGCCAGCACAGGCUGGUGGCCCCCAGUGCAGGGAUGGGUUGUGGGUGCUGGUGUUGGUCCUGAGAGGCCUGGACACAGGUCCCUACACAGGUGCAGGGUCAGCAGGGCCCACGGGACUCAGGUCGGGGCCACCACUCGCGAGCAUCGACCUCCUUCCUUCCCUGAAUGUUUCUAUCUUGGAUGUUGGGGGACACCAGGCGC
This is a messenger RNA of Molossus molossus (Pallas's mastiff bat), 2139 nucleotides long. RefSeq names its product inositol-pentakisphosphate 2-kinase (gene IPPK). Gene Ontology annotation, molecular function: inositol-1,3,4,5,6-pentakisphosphate 2-kinase activity; ATP binding. The transcript has 13 exons. Bases 67 to 1542 code for a protein of 491 amino acids. Gene Ontology annotation, biological process: inositol phosphate biosynthetic process. The record is from RefSeq and is a predicted model, not a curated record. NCBI's taxonomy places the organism in Eukaryota, Metazoa, Chordata, Mammalia, Chiroptera, Molossidae. Gene Ontology annotation, cellular component: nucleus.